Molecule: messenger RNA, 3301 nt
Organism: Misgurnus anguillicaudatus (oriental weatherfish)
Lineage: Eukaryota; Metazoa; Chordata; Actinopteri; Cypriniformes; Cobitidae
Gene: b4galt1l
Product: DP-Gal:betaGlcNAc beta 1,4- galactosyltransferase, polypeptide 1, like
Biological process (GO): protein N-linked glycosylation; carbohydrate metabolic process
Cellular component (GO): Golgi apparatus
Molecular function (GO): cytoskeletal protein binding; beta-N-acetylglucosaminylglycopeptide beta-1,4-galactosyltransferase activity
Source: RefSeq, a predicted model, not a curated record
CUUCUAUUCAGCAGCGCACAGUCAGGCGGCGCUCAACUUUCUUCCAGAUCUUAUGAACUGAUCUGAAAGCGCUACACGUUAUAGUGAGGUCUGGCUGGGAAACUGCCCGGAAACUUACCGACAUCUCCGAUAAAAUCUCGGAUUACGACGUAACGGGGAUAUAUGCAAACAUCUGCGGUUUUGAAGUUGUGGGAUUUUGAGAAGAGAAAGGCGUUUGAAAGCGAAUUUUACUUAUUUUGUGGCGUUAAGUGAGUCCUAUAAACUUUAUAACGGACUUGAUUAUUCGUGUUCAUACGCGUUUAAACGUUCAACGAGAUCCAACGGUUUAAGGUAUAAACGAUUUUUUUGUUAUAGUUUUAUUUUUAACGACGUUUUACCUGACGAAAAUGAACAUAUAUAGUGGAUCACACGCAAGUAGCUGGGAACUGAACGACUCUGUUAAAUCAUUUAAAAUGUAAUGGCCUCAAUUGAGGUUUAUAUUGAUAGAAAAUCUAUACGAUUUCACGUGGAAUUAUAAUAACAAUUUAAAACAACUGUGAUAAAGUCGAUUAGUUGUUCAAAUGUAUCCAAAAAGCCUAUGACACGGCAUAAGGGUUGACUCAUGGAUUUGUGGUAACCCUUCGUGCGACAUUAUUCUCAAAUCCUAUUUGAAAGCUUUAAUAAAAAGCCCAAGCAAUUGCUUCUACAAUGCGGGAUACAACUUUAAAUUUCAGUGGUUUACACAGGACUUGUUCCCUGGUGGUGCUACUGUGUUUCCUGCACAUUUUUGUUACUGUGAUAUAUUACGUUAGAAACUCCGAUUCAAAACAAGCAUUCGUACAAAACCAGCAAACCCCACAGAUCCACAGAAAACUGACCGAGCAAAAGGUCACUACAGAGGAACCCAGAGCACCACAGGCUAAUGCACCUUUAAAUGUGACCGAGAAACUGGAAACAUGUCCUGACAACCCACCUCGACUGGUGGGACCACUCCGGGUUGAGUUUUCUGACCCUGUCACCCUUGAUCUGGUGAGAAGUCAAAACCCAGAGUUGCAGCUCGGUGGACGGUUUAAACCUAAAGACUGCAUCGCCCAGCAGAAGGUGGCCAUGAUCAUCCCCUUUAGAAACCGUGAUGAACACCUAAAGUAUUGGCUCUAUUACCUGCACCCCAUCCUAGAACGCCAGCAGCUAGAUUACGGCGUCUACGUCAUCAAUCAGGAAGGCGAUGGGAUAUUCAACCGUGCCAAACUCCUCAACAUAGGUUACGCGGAGGCCCUGAAGGAGUACGACUACGACUGCUUUGUCUUUAGCGAUGUUGACCUCAUUCCCAUGGAUGACAGAAACAUCUACAAGUGCUUCAGUCAGCCCAGACAUCUGUCUGUAUCUAUGGACAAGUUUGGCUUCAGGUUACCGUACACGCAGUACUUUGGUGGCGUGUCGUCUCUUAGCAAAACCCAGUAUCUUAAGAUCAACGGCUUUCCAAACAACUACUGGGGCUGGGGUGGAGAAGAUGACGACAUAUUCAACAGGAUCAGCUCCAAAGGGAUGUCCAUAUCGAGGCCCGACGGGAUGAUCGGCAGGUGCCGAAUGAUUCGUCAUGAGAGAGACAAAAAAAAUGACCCAAAUCCUCAGAGGUUUGACCGAAUAGCUCACACAAGGCAAACAAUGGCAGGAGAUGGGAUCAAUUCACUAAAAUAUAAAGUUGUUAAAGUAGAAAAAGACCAGCUAUUCACAAAAAUCACAGUGGAUGUUGGGAAUCCGUGAUUUCUGCGGGUCCGACUCAACAACACUGCACAGCAACACUGGCUGUAAAAACCAAAUGUGCCUUGAUAUAUCAGAGACGAUCUUCAAAUUCUAUAUUUCUAAAAGACUUCAUUUUUUGCCAUCUUUGCACAUGCGAUGGUGAAAACGGGGAUCGAAACUUUAUUCCUAGAGAAUCAAAACUAUUCAGCAGCAAAGAGGACAUUUGAGACGGUUUCCAGUCUCGGACACUUUCGCUGGGAGAAAAGAUCUCUUGAGCCGUUUGACUGUGAUGUAAAUCGCUGACGAAAAUGUCCCGGUUUUGGGACGUGUGAAGAUUGUGGGUUGAUGUGUGUUUGGAAUUAUAUUUGUUGUUUUGGAAUCAUUGAGUGUGUGUUUGAAGGGAAAUCUUUGAUGGACUAAUUUUGUUAAUUUUGUGCAAAGUAAGCGAAUGCGACAUAAUAAGGCUGUUGAUCGUGUGUAGACGUACAGUACACUUAAAAAAUGCUGGGUUUGAAUUGAACUUAUACUGGGUUGUUUCAAUUAAAAAUUGAACCCAUUAUUGGGUCAAACCUAAACAUUUUCUGGGUGUUUUUGACCCAGCAUUUUUUAAAGUGUAUACCAGGCAUUUUUAUGAUCGGUAUACAUUUUCAAAUUACAUUUUUUUUCUUUUCUGAUUGCUGUAGCAGGUAUGUGUGAUUAAUGAGCCUUAAAUGACGUCUCUCUCUCUCUUUUUGAGACGAGACGUCUGAAUGUAUUGGCUUUAAUAUUUUCUUUUUCCAAGUGCUUGAUGUGAGCGGACCAAUAAUUGGCAUCCGUGCAUUAUUACAUCUGAAAUGACAUUCGAUUUCUCCUUUCUGUUUGAUCUUGAAUUAUCUUUGUUUUAUUUAGAUGCAGAAUGAAACUUACAGAUGUAUGCAGGUCACAUAAGGGCACAAUCACAUUCACACUCUACUGGAAUUACAACACGAAGCCAUUGACAACUUUUGUUGAUAAUGUAUUUUUCUUCUUUGUGUAAUGUUUGUCAAACCUUUCAGUGGAAACCAAAAAUGCCUUUUAUCUCAAAUGCAUGUCAGCUGUUUGCUCAAGUGCUUUUCAAGAUGGCUGCCCGUCCGUACACAAUGUACUGAAUAUUUAAGUCACGGCAGCCAAACGGGAGGAAUUUUUCUUUCCGUGUCGACCAACCCAAAAGGCCCACAGAUUUUCUUUCCAGCUUAAAGUCUCUUAUGUCUUAAAUCCUUUGCAAUGGGAAAGAAAACUAGCUUUCUACACGGCACAAUGCAUAUAGAGAGAAUGGAUUAGCGGCUAUUUACUCAAAUAAAGUCAAACCAAAAUGUUUAAGCAAAUAAACUUUAUGGCUUUUUUCUUGGUCCGUUAAAGCGAGGUUUAAAUCUCUUCGGACAAUGGUCUUUGUUUGAGAGCCAGCUUAAUUAACUUAGUUUGUUUGUUUGUUGUCCUCCUCCUUUCUGAUUUUACAGCACAAACUGCUUUUCUCUGUUUUGACGCCUCUCUUGUCCGAUUUCCUAAAUGUAAUGCAGUGAAAAUCAAACUAAUCUGAAAGAAUUAAAUUGUGUUUCAUGUG